AUGGCACGUCAGUCCCGACCAAGCAAGCUCCUCAUGUAUACUUCUCGUCGCAACACUGUCAGGCACCAAAUUGACCCCGACCUCGAAGCGUAGGCAAGCACGAUCGACCCCAACGCCUAAUCAAAGCCCGUCCAACUGCUCGACCAGUUCGAUCAGGCAUACUCAACGUUCCUCCAAGUCAGAGUAUCUAUCGCCUGCAUACAAUAUUCGCAAUGUCCAACUUUGCUUCGACCUCUUCUCGAUCUCAGCUGCAUCCGAAACAAAUGGAGAUGGUGGAACCGCUGGCUUGGAAACCUGA
This is a messenger RNA of Ceraceosorus bombacis, 298 nucleotides long. NCBI's taxonomy places the organism in Eukaryota, Fungi, Basidiomycota, Exobasidiomycetes, Ceraceosorales, Ceraceosoraceae. The record is from the annotation of a GenBank genome assembly.